Fukomys damarensis (Damara mole-rat) is the source of this 3919-nucleotide messenger RNA. RefSeq names its product Ras and Rab interactor 3 (gene Rin3). Gene Ontology annotation, molecular function: small GTPase binding; guanyl-nucleotide exchange factor activity. The coding region runs from base 16 to 2712 and encodes 898 amino acids. Gene Ontology annotation, biological process: vesicle-mediated transport. Gene Ontology annotation, cellular component: endocytic vesicle; cytosol. NCBI's taxonomy places the organism in Eukaryota, Metazoa, Chordata, Mammalia, Rodentia, Bathyergidae. The record is from RefSeq and is a predicted model, not a curated record. The transcript is spliced from 9 exons.
AACUAAGCCACUUUCAUGGCUCCCUGCAAGUCCUGCCUCCUGUCAGAGGCAGGGAAGAGGAAGAGUCCUGUUCCAGAUGUCGACAGAGGAGAGGGAGAGGAAGAGGAAGAGGAAGACAGUGUGGGACUGCAUCUGCCAGCCAUCUCAAAGAACUGCCUUCCCCGCCGAGGCGUUAGUAUCCUGGAGAAGCUGAUCAAAACGUGCCCCAUUUGGCUGCAGCUGGGGCUGGACCGAGCAGAGGUGACCCGAAUCCUACACCGGGAGGUGGCUGGGUUGUUCCUGGUCCGCCAGGACGGCAGCAUAAAGCGCCUGGUGCUCUGCGUCCACGUCCCUUCCCCAAGUGACUGCUCCUCCGCGGUGCUGGAGUAUCCCAUCAGAGAAGAGAAAUCGAUACUGUACCUGGAAGGCUCAGUUCUUGUAUUUGAGGACAUCUUCAAACUGAUCGCAUUCUACUGUGUCAGUAGAGACCUCCUUCCCUUCACACUGCGGUUGCCCCAGGCUAUCCUCGAGGCCAACAGCUUCACAGACCUGGAGACCAUCUCCAACCUGGGCCUAGGCUUCUGGGACUCCUCGCUGAACUCACGAGGAGGUGGCCGCCCACCCGAGCCCCCAAAAGACCCAGCCCCUGGGGGCCCCGUAACCUCCAGCCUCAGGUCCACGGCCCAUUACGCAAACUGUUCCUGCGAAAUCGAGCUGUCCAUAGGAAACGACCGGCUGUGGUUUGUGAAUCCUAUUUUCAUAGAAGACUGUGGCAGCGCCCUGCCCGCCGACCUGUCGCCGCCUGGCAGCUGCCUCUCGCGCCCUGAGCCGGGCACCUCCGACGCUGCUACCUCUCCCACCUCCAGGUGGGCACCCCGCCGCCCGCCGCCCCCACCCCCAGCGCCUUCCCCAGCCCGGGCCCCUGGGCUCCCUGCUCCUGCUUGUCCUUUGCCCAGUAGCCCCCCAGUCUCGGCCCCCCACCUCCCAUCCCAUGUCCCAGGCCCCACAGACCAUCCAAACCAGCCACCCAUGACAGCCUGCGAGAGGCUCCCACACCCCGCUGCAGGCCUGAGUGUCUUCUGGGAACGAGAGAUGAAGCCCGGGUCGGCCCCCAGCCCCUCACAACCGACCCCUGCCCCUCCACUGCCCACAAAGAAGACCCUUCCGGCCGUGCCUCCCAGGCGACGCAUCUCUGAUAGGCUGUCUCUGGAAGACCAGAGUGCGGGGAUGGUGGCUGAGGGGGACCAGCCAGGCCUUUCCAGGGCAACCCCGCUCACCCUGCCUCCACAGGGGGCCUUGGGAAGCCCUGGGGACGGUCCUCAGAGGACCUCAGAACAAGGCCAGGAAGCAGAGGCCAAAGCCAGUGAUCUGGUCAGCACACCAGACCCUCCCAGGAAGACCAGACAACCCCCAGUCCCACCCCCCAGGAAGAAACGGAUAUCCCAGCAGCUGCCUUCAGUCCUCUCAAGUCCCCCGGAGAGUGCUAAGACCCCCACGAAGGAGGUGGCCUCUGUGAAACCCAUACCUGGAGAAGGCCAGGCCGCUGCCCUCCAGUCUGGGACUCCACACCUCCAUGCCCAGACCACCGCCUGUGCUCAGAGCUCUCCAGAGUUCAAGGGCUCCCUGGCCUCCCUCUCAGACAGCCUGGGAGUGCCCUCCUCAGCCGUGGACCAGGACUCCUACUCGACCAGCAGCGCGGAGGAGGAGCUGGAUUUCAGCAGCCCCAGCGUGAAGAAGAAGCCAUCGAUGAUCUUGGACAAGGCGCGCCACCGGCUGAGCUUCGCCAGCUUCACCAAUGUCUUCCACGCCUUCCUCUCCAACAACCGCAAGCUGUACAAGAAAGUGGUGGAGCUGGCACAGGACAAGGGCUCCUACUUCGGCAGCCUGGUUCAGGACUAUAAGGUGUACAGCCUGGAGAUGAUGGCACGCCAGACUUCCAGCACGGAGAUGCUGCAAGAGAUCCGCACCAUGAUGACGCAGCUCAAGAGCUACUUGCUGCAGAGCACCGAACUCAAGGCCCUGGUGGACCCUGCCCUGCACACAGAGGAGGAGCUCGAAGCCAUCGUGGAGUCAGCCCUGUACAAGUGCGUGCUGAAGCCCCUGAAGGAAGCCAUCGACUCGAGCCUGCACGAGCUCCACAGCCAGGACGGCUCCCUGCGGCAGCUCAAGGAGAACCAGCAGGUGGUCCUGGCCACCACCACCACUGACCUGGGCGUGACCACCAGUGUGCCCGAGGUGCCCGUCAUGGAGAAGAUCUCGCAGAAGCUGGCUGCCAUGCACAAGGCCUACUCUCCAGAGAAGAAGAUCUCCAUCCUGCUCAAGACCUGCAAGCUCAUCUAUGAUUCCAUGGCGCUCGGCAACCCAGGGAAGCCCUACGGGGCCGACGACUUCCUGCCCGUGCUCAUGUACGUGCUGGCCCGCAGCAACCUGACAGAGAUGCUCCUGGACGUGGAGUACAUGAUGGAGCUCAUGGACCCGGCCCUGCAGCUGGGGGAGGGUUCCUACUAUCUGACCACCACCUAUGGGGCGCUGGAGCACAUCAAGAACUAUGACAAGAUCACAGUGACCCGGCAGCUGAGCGUGGAGGUGCAGGACUCCAUCCACCGCUGGGAGCGGAGGCGCACGCUCAACAAGGCCCGGGCCUCGCGCUCUUCGGUGCAGGUGUGCUUGGGGCGGCUGGGAAAGGGGGUUCUAGAAAGGUACUCCCACAUGUCAGGGGUCUACUCGUGUUGAAAGGCCGGCGACAGGAGGACUGAGACGUUUGUCCAGCACUCCUUGGCACUUCCGGUGUCCCAGCGCCCUGCCAGCCUGGAGAUGUGGUGACCCCUGCUGAUCUGCGGUGUUGCCCGGGACCCAGGACAGAGGCUUCCUGCGAGGCUUCCACACCUCUCCGCGCAGGCUGUGACUCGGGCCUUCAGGCCACACUCCUGCCUCCUCCUCACUCCUCCCUCCCUCCCACACACCCCAGGUGAACAGGUCCAGUCACUUUCCCUUCCUGGAGCAUUGGGCUCAGCUCCCCCGCUGCUCAGCCUCCACCCAGGCUGAUAUCUCUCCCCUUCUGCUCCAGCAGCCCCAAGCAGCCGUCCUGACAGCCACACGCCGCUCCCCACAGGAGGGCAACGUCCUCCUCUGCCUCCCUAUUACAUUAUGAGCCACACCAUGUUGUAGCCUGGCUCACGUGUCUCAGAGGCCCCAGGCCCAGGGUCUGGGACAGAGCGGAACUGCCCUGUGUGGAGAGUGGAAGGAAUAAGGCCAGUGGGCCAGACACCAGUCCUGAACCCCACUCCUCGCUUUCAAGAUGGCCCGUCUAUUUAAAGCCCAGGCCUGGGAGGCAGGGGGCUCAGGUUGUGGACCCAGCUCUGCCCUGAGCAAUCCUGGCCCCUCUCUGGAACUCAUUUCCAUAUCAGAGUCGCCCAACUGGAAACCAAAAGUUCAGUUAGCUAAGCUAAUUGUCCCUGCCCCUCCUCCAAUCAGCCGCACUUUGAAACUGGCUGUGUGGGGAGGGGAAAAGCUCUGACUUGAGUUCUGUCACUUUCCGUGCUGGGAGUUUUUACACCCAUUUCAGCGUCCCUCACGGAACUUGGAUCUGGAAGGAGACAUCUGCUCUCCCAGGCUGUCACGAGGGGCUGGCAUGAGCCACCUCAGCCCACCACUGUCUGUGACCCCUCCCAGCACACCCUUACCCCAACAGCUCUGGGGCUGUGGGCGCUCUCUGGUCUGAGGUGGCCCGGCCGCUCCUCUUUCUUGCCUCUGCCCCGUGGUUUCCAAUGCUGAGCCAGGCACAGCGUCCAGUGAGCUGGACCGAGAGGCACCCUCUGCCCUCACGACACUGCUUUUGCACCCCAUGCCUUAAAUCCCUUCCGGGGCAGGGUGAGUGAAGGGCUCCAGGGUCGCCUGAGGGAUCCAAGGAGAGCCCAGGCAGCCACCAAGAUACCGAGAA